CACAGGUUGCCAAAGCGCGCAGACGGUCAGAAAUGGACGACACCGACUUCUCGCUCUUCGGCCAGAAGAACAAGCACAAGAAGGACAAGGCGGAUGCCACCCAGAUCGCCAAGACGCCCACCUCGGAGCUGGAUCUCAAGAGGAUCAUAAUCUCGCGGGCCACCACGGAGGACACAUACGAGAAUUGUGCGCGGGCGGGCAUUGCGGUGAUCCUCAACCACAAGGACGUCAAGGGGCAGAAGCAGCGCGUGGGCACCGAACGGGAUCGGGAUGACAUGGAGGCCACGCUCAAGGGGUUCGGAUUCGAUGUCCGGACCUACGACGAUCUGACCUUCUCCGACAUCAACGACAAGCUGAAGGAGGUGGCUCGCGAGGAUCACAGUCAGAAUGAUUGCUUUGUGUUGGCGGUGAUGUCGCACGGAACUGAAGGAAAGGUCUAUGCCAAGGACAUGUCAUAUCCUGUGGAGCGCCUAUGGAAUCCCUUCCUUGGCGACAACUGCAAGACGCUAAAGAACAAGCCAAAGCUCUUCUUCAUUCAGGCCUGCCGUGGUGAAAACCUGGAGAAGGCCGUCGAGUUCUCAAGCUUCGCAGUGAUGACCAGGGAACUGGUCCCGGAUUCCGUGGCCCCCGUACAGCCCAUUACCUACGCAAUCCCCAGCACGGCGGACAUGCUCGUCUUCUAUUCCACCUUCGACAAAUUCUUCUCGUUCCGCAACGUUGACGAUGGCUCCUGGUUCAUCCAGAGUUUGUGCCGCGUCCUGGACCUGGCCGCCUCCAACGAGGCAUCCCAGCCGGAGGGCGCCGAGCUGCUCCGCCUGCUGACCGCCGUCAACCGCAAGGUGGCCUACGAGUAUCAGUCGAAUACGAAGAACGAGGCCCUCAACCAGAUGAAGGAAAUGCCCAACUUUAUGUCCACGCUGACCAAAACCUUCCAGCUGCGUGUUAAGCCCAAGACCUGAGCACCGGUCACGGAAUCACCGUCAAUCCAAAACCAUUGGGGACUGAGUGAGUCAGUCGAGGGACGAGGCGAACGAGGGACACCACAACUCUUUCACUUAAUCGUAAUGUUUGCAAUUUGUUGAUAGAAAUAUAUACAUAUCGAUGGCA
Molecule: messenger RNA, 1107 nt
Organism: Drosophila takahashii
Lineage: Eukaryota; Metazoa; Arthropoda; Insecta; Diptera; Drosophilidae
Gene: Decay
Product: Death executioner caspase related to Apopain/Yama
Biological process (GO): proteolysis; positive regulation of neuron apoptotic process; apoptotic process
Cellular component (GO): cytoplasm
Source: RefSeq, a predicted model, not a curated record